AUGAGGCGCCUCUGGCACUCGGCAGUUGUCGCAGGCUCCCUCGCUGCGACACUGGUAUUGGGAGAGGCAUACACGCCCAAGCACGAGGCCGGGAGAUGCGCAAUACGCGGGGGUUGUGGGAAACAAGGCUUUUUUGGGCCCGAUCUGCCCUGCCCAGAUAAUGGACUUGCGCGAGAACCAGAAGAUGCUGUGAGAAAGCAGCUGGUGGAGAUGUGCGGGCCGAAAUGGAGUACUGGCCCAGUAUGCUGUGAGGGAGACCAGCUCAAUACGCUCUCCGACAAUCUCAAAAAGGCGAAUGCCUUCAUAUCCUCCUGCCCAGCAUGCAAGGACAACUUCUACAACAUGUUCUGCACCUUCACCUGCUCUCCAGACCAAUCUCUCUUUAUCAACGUAACACAAGCUGAGAAGAAGAAGGAUAAAUAUAUGGUGACUGAGUUGGACCAACUAAUUUCUGACGAGUAUGGAUCCGGCUUCUACGAUAGUUGCAAAGACGUUAAGUUCGGACCGACAAACAGCAAUUCCAUGACCUUUAUAGGUGGCGGUGCGAAAAACUACACUGCAUUCUUAGCAUUUUUGGGGAAAAAGAACCCACCCUUUGGCUCGCCAUUUCAAAUUAAUUUUCCAAGACCGGCGGAUUAUCCGGAGAGAGGAUUGGGUCCGCUAGACAUGGCCCCGAAGAGUUGUAAUGAUGAGGACGAAGCGUUCAGAUGCGCCUGUGUUGAUUGUUCAUCUGUCUGCCCUAAACUUCCUGAGGUUACGGAGGCACAUUCAUGUCAUGUCGGGGUGCUACCGUGUCUUUCCUUCGGAGCCAUUCUGACAUACGGAGUGUUUCUGACUUUGCUUGCCACGGCAGUUUCGGGUCACACCGCCUGGGCCAAACACGCACGCCGCAAAAGCGAGCGUCUACGACUCCUCCAAGACGCUGCUCCUAGCGAUGAUGAGGACGAAGAGGACAUGAUCCAUAACAAUGCCAUGUACGAUCGGCCGCAGAAAAGUUAUUUCAUUAACACUGUCUGCGACAGUGCAUUCGGUCGGUUAGGCUACAUUGCGGCCAAAUUCCCGGCCAUCACUAUUUCCAUCAGCAUCCUUUUCGUUGGAAUACUUAGCCUGGGAUGGCUUCGAUUUGAAAUCGAGACUAACCCAGCUCGACUUUGGGUUAGCCCAACAUCUGCUGCAGCUCAAGAAAAGGCAUUCUUCGACAAGAACUUUGGCCCAUUUUACCGCACCGAGCAGGUAUUCUUAAUAAAUGAUACCAAUCCAGAAGGUCCAGGGCCGGUCCUAAGCUAUGAAACGCUAAAAUGGUGGAUUGAAGUCGAAGACCGUGUCAGCAGGUUGACUGGGGAAUCAACUGGAGCCUCCUUGGAUGAUGUUUGCUUCAACCCUACUGGAGAUGCAUGUGUCGUACAGUCAGUGGCGGCAUACUUUGGGAACGACGACAAAAAGGUCAGGCCAGCCACAUGGAAAGGGAAACUCCAAUCGUGUGUUGACUCUCCUGUCAACUGUCUCCCAAAAUUCCACCAACCCAUCGAUCCUAAACUGGUGCUCGGCGGUAAUAAGGACUCCGAUGACGCCGCCGACUCUCCGGCCAUUAUUAUAACCUGGGUUCUAAACAACGCUGCAGAAGACUCCGCAGAAGUUGCAAGGGCGAUGGACUGGGAGGCGUCCCUAAAAUCGAUGCUACUUGGAUUAGAGACCGAGGCAAAGGAUCGUGGCCUGAGGCUAUCUUUUAACACGGAGAUCAGCUUGGAAGAAGAACUUAACAAGUCUACCAACACAGAUGCCAAGAUUAUCGUGAUAAGUUACGUUAUCAUGUUCUUCUACGCAUCUCUAGCGCUUGGUUCCACGACUCUAUCUUUACGAUCAAUGUUUGGACACCCAGCUCGCUUCCUUGUGGAGUCUAAAUUUUCCCUGGGAGUCAUAGGGAUCCUGAUUGUGCUCAUGUCUAUCUCGGCAUCUGUCGGGUUAUUCUCUUUCGCUGGGAUUAAAGUGACCCUGAUUAUAGCGGAGGUUAUCCCUUUCAUUGUUCUAGCAGUCGGCGUUGAUAACAUCUUCCUCAUUGUGCACGAGUUUGAACGAGUGAACAUCAGCCAUCCUGAUGAUACCGUGGAAUACCGUAUCGCAAAAGCUCUAGGCCGUAUGGGUCCAUCCAUCCUUCUUUCAGCAACUACGGAAACGAUUGCCUUCGCCUUGGGAGCAUUCGUGGGUAUGCCUGCCGUUAGGAACUUUGCCAUCUAUGCUGCCGGCGCGGUGUUCAUCAAUGCAUUGUUGCAGGUUACAAUGUUUGUGUCAGUCCUAGCUCUCAACCAAAGACGCGUGGAAGACCACCGAGCGGACUGUUUCCCCUGUAUCCGACUCAAGAGUGCUGGCAUUCAGCUUGGUCAGUCGAACAGGAAUGAAUAUGUUAGAUCUUACGAAGGUCACGAAGAAGGUCGCCUCCAGCAGUUCAUCAGGAAGUCUUACGCUCCUGCGCUUCUUGGAAAGAAGAUGAAAGCAGCGAUAGUGGUCAUAUUUCUGGGGAUUUUUGCAGCCGCCGUUUCAUUAAUGCCAAGAAUCGCCCUUGGGUUGGACCAGAGGGUUGCAAUCCCAGAUGGCUCAUACUUGAUCCCAUAUUUCAAUGACUUAUAUGAUUACUUUGAGUCAGGGCCUCCGGUCUACUUCGUCACCCGUGAGCUGAACGUUACAGAGCGGAUACACCAGCAGCAGCUUUGCUCACGUUUCACCACUUGCCAGCAAGAAUCGCUAACCAACGUUCUAGAGCAAGAGCGAAAAAGGCCAGAUGUAUCAUACAUUGCUUCGACGCCUGCUAACUGGAUCGAUGACUACUUCCGCUGGCUAGAUCCUCAACUCGAAUCCUGUUGUGUGGAGAAUGGCAAGCCAUGCUUCUCGGAACGUGAUCCGGCAUGGAAUAUCACGCUUUCUGGUAUGCCGGAGGGUGGGGAGUUUAUUCACUAUCUCCGGAAGUGGGUGUCGUCGCCCACAGACGAGGAUUGCCCCCUUGGAGGACAGGCUUCAUACGCCGAUGCUCUCGUCAUUGAUUCGGAUCGCGAGACUAUUCCUGCGAGUCAUUUCCGUUCCAGUCAUACACCUCUUCGCAGCCAAGAAGACUUUAUUGCAGCCUAUGCGUCCGCAAGAAGAAUUUCCGACGGGCUGAAAGAGAGUACUGGAAUAGAAGUCUUCCCAUAUAGCGUGUUCUACAUUUUCUUCAACCAGUAUUCCACAAUAGUCCGCUUAACAGCAACCUUACUCGGAUCAGCACUGGCCAUGAUCCUUGUCAUCUCAUCAAUCCUCCUAGGUUCUGUAAAAACAGGCAUCAUCGUCACAAUCACAGUCAUCAUGAUAGUCGUCGACAUUAUCGGCACCAUGGCUGUAUUUAACGUCUCCUUGAACGCCGUUUCUCUAGUCAAUCUUGUCAUCUGCGUCGGCAUCGGUGUCGAAUUUUGCGCCCACAUCGCCCGAGCAUUCAUGUUCCCCUCCCGCACCGUCAUGCAACGGGUAAAGAACAAAUUUCGCGGCCGUGACGCCAGAGUUUGGACAGCGCUAGUUAACGUAGGGGGAUCCGUCUUCUCCGGCAUCACCAUCACUAAACUCCUGGGUGUUUUCGUCCUUGCUUUUACCAGGAGUAAGAUUUUUGAGAUUUAUUAUUUUAGAAUUUGGCUCGCGCUUGUGGUUUUUGCUGCUACACACGCCCUUGUGUUCUUGCCUGUGGUAUUGAGUUUAUUUGGUGGGGAGGGGUAUGUUGAUCCUGAGAGCGAUGGGGGAUUGGAGGAGGAUUUAACAAGUCGCCGCAGGGCACUUUUGCUAGAUGAUGAUGAUUCGGAUUAUGAUUAUUAG
Molecule: messenger RNA, 3831 nt
Organism: Venustampulla echinocandica
Lineage: Eukaryota; Fungi; Ascomycota; Leotiomycetes; Helotiales; Pleuroascaceae
Product: Multidrug efflux transporter AcrB transmembrane-containing protein
Exons: 2
Coding region: 1-3831 (1276 amino acids)
Cellular component (GO): membrane
Molecular function (GO): lipid carrier activity
Source: RefSeq, a predicted model, not a curated record